AUGAGGUUUAUUCCGGCGAAUGCGACCCCUACAGGACCUUUUGAAGGACCGGAAAAGUUACUCGAAAUCUGGUUUGCGCCUUCCCCCGCAGACAUUCCCGGUUCCUCCGGACACCGCGAUGGCCUCAGGCGAGUGCCACGCGAGGUCUGGGAGGACAUGCUGGACAUAGUUAAAUGCAAGAUACUCUCAGUCAUACAAGGCACGGAGACGGAUGCGUACCUGUUGAGCGAGUCCUCUCUGUUUGUUUCACCACACCGCCUUAUACUAAAAACGUGUGGGACAACGCUCAAUCUGCUCGGCGUGCCCCGUAUCCUGGAGAUCGCGAGGGAUCAUGCAUCUUUGCCGACCGUCUAUCGCCUCUUCUAUUCUCGGAAAGCUUUCAUGUUCCCAGAACGGCAACUUGGUCCGCACAGAGAUUGGAGGGAGGAGAUUGAUUUUCUAGACCGCAUCUUCCCAGGAGGUGCGGCGUACACUAUUGGCAAGGUCAAUGGCGACCACUGGCUGCUGUACAUCACCACUCCAGGUGAAGAAAAUGCCGACGGAGGGACAAGGCCGAACACUCCUUCUGAACGAGCGAUCAAUGGCGUCGACGAGGAGGCUGACACGCCAGGUCUCGACGACCCACCAGCAGUUGAUCUGACCGACGAACUCUCACACGACUAUACUAUUGAAAUCCUAAUGACUCAACUCUCACCAUCAGCAUGUUCACACUUCAUGACAAGCGAUCAUAUUCCUGAGGCGGAAGAGCUGGAGCCCACCAGUCAUGCGCUCGCGCUGUCGCAAGAAAUUGGCAUCAACGAAUUGUUCCCAUCCCACUUGACGACUCUCGACGCCUAUUCCUUCCAGCCAUGCGGCUAUUCCUCAAACGCGCUUCUUAAAUGGCGAGAUGAUGCAGGGACCAAUCCCGCCCGGAAUGGCGAGGGAUAUUACACUAUCCAUGUCACACCAGAAAGCGGAUGGUCGUACGCCAGCUUCGAGUGCAACGUCCCCCUGCCCACGCGUCCCUCUGAACAGGCAAAACACAUUCCUGACCUCAAGACGCUUAUCCGACGGGUCGUCAACAUCUUCCAACCAGGCAGGCUGACGCUGACGCUCUUCGUCUCGAGCGAAGGCAACAACAACGCCGAGGAGGACGGCGAGAGCGCGGUAGAGGCGGCGCAGCGCGCGUUCAAAACCGCACUGACUAUGCCUCGCGGGAAGCUCGGUGUAUCAGCGAGCGCUGAGCCCGCGCGUACGGACGGUUUCAGCGGUGUGUACAAGCGAACGGACAAAAUCAACUACGAAUUUGGCGGGUACGACCUUGCAUUCGCGACGUUCGAGUUGCGCUCGUGAUCCGUACACUUCGGGAUACAAACGUCGACCGUUCUGCUACUCCCCGCAUCUUCUUCUUUGAUGCACAUUCUCCGCAUCUCCAUCGUAUGCACCCGUGGAUUUGAAUUGCUUCGCUUUCGACCUGUAGCCAGAUCUGUCGUCUAAAAUUAUCUUAGUGCCAACAUCUCUCGACCUGUAUCCAUCAUCAUCAGUAAACUGUAUACCUC
Messenger RNA from Postia placenta MAD-698-R-SB12, 1538 nucleotides. RefSeq lists its product as hypothetical. Gene Ontology annotation, biological process: spermidine biosynthetic process; spermine biosynthetic process. The transcript has 3 exons. The record is from RefSeq and is a predicted model, not a curated record. Bases 1 to 1332 code for a protein of 443 amino acids. Gene Ontology annotation, cellular component: cytosol. NCBI's taxonomy places the organism in Eukaryota, Fungi, Basidiomycota, Agaricomycetes, Polyporales, Adustoporiaceae. Gene Ontology annotation, molecular function: adenosylmethionine decarboxylase activity.